Molecule: messenger RNA, 924 nt
Organism: Acanthosepion pharaonis
Lineage: Eukaryota; Metazoa; Mollusca; Cephalopoda; Sepiida; Sepiidae
Source: the annotation of a GenBank genome assembly
AUGGUUGAAAAUAGGGAGAAUUCCUUAUCACAUCACCAUUCAUCCAUUCUUCCUCUCUCACACUUUGUCUGCAAUUGUUGCAUCUCUCUCUCUCUCUCUCUCUCUCUCUCUCCGAUUUAUUUCUCAAUGAACAAUCGACACCCAUACAAUCUUUUAUUUUUAAAUUCUACUGUUCUCAUUUUAUUCUCUUUCUGUCUUUCACCCUCUUCCUUUCUUUUUGGAAAUGUUAAUCUCUUUCUAUGCUCUUCUCUCACUUUCCCUUUUCUUUCUUUUUCCCUCUUUUUUAUUCUUAUUAUAUUCUUUCUGUUUCAUCUUUCUCUCCUCUUUCUCUUGCGUUUAAUUUAUUCUCUCUCUUUUUUCUCUCCCUCCCUUCUCGUAUUUUCUGUGUUCUCUCAUUUCUCUAUUGUCCUCUUUUCUUUUUCUCUACCUUUUCUCUAUAACUUAUAUUCAUUCUAUUCGCCUUCUCCUACUUUCCCUUUGUCAUCGUUCUUGCCCCCCCCUCUCUCUCACUCUCCUGUUUUCCUCCAUUGCAUUUAUUUUUUCUACUUGGAAAUUUCUUGCCGAUCUUACUUUCUUUCCUUCUUCAUUCUUGUCUCUCUUCUCCUUCUCUUACUUUCUCUUACAUUUAUUCGAUUUUUUCUCUCUCUCUCUCUUUCUCUCUCUCUCUCUCUUUCUUUCUCUCUCUCUCUCUCUCUCUCUCUCUAUCUAUCUAUCUAUCUGUCUGUCUGUCAAUCUAUCUCAUCGAUCUGGUCUGACACCUUUCUGUAUUUUUCCUUUUCCUCUAUCAUUUCAUCUCUCUCACUCAUUCAUAUUCUUUUCCUCUUAUUCUUUCUCUCUCAAAAUUACCCCUUUUACUCAUCUAAUUUUCUCCCCUUUUCAUCACUUCUUUAUUCUAUCCUAUUUCCCUAUUUCUUAUUUUUUUAA